AUAGUGCUGCAUGAUGACGCAUGUAGUUGAUCUGCAGAGAAACACAGCUUAGGGCAUUUUACUCAACCACUGAGGAAAUCUCUAUACUCUAUGCAAAGCAGCAGGAACAACUCAAGGCAAUGCAGAGAACACUGGAAGAUGAGGAUAAUAAUGAGAAUACGUCUAUUGAUAUUGACCUUAAUGUACUGAAUGGAAAUGUUAGUGGAACUCUACUAAGUAAAAAAGAAACAACAGCAUGUCAUGGAAAAUGCGUGCAGAAGGCAGCCUCUACUAGUUCAGCCCAGAGAAUUGAUAUUUCUAGUGAUGAAGCCAGUGUUACUCAGAAGCAUCACUGUGGUAUAAGAAGUCAGGAAGAAGGUGAAAACACCCAAGAGGCAGACUUAACGAGUGGUGACUGUCUGGUUAAACGUGGCAUUCAUUCUCAUUUAGAUGGUACUGGCAGAACUCCUGUUCAUAAAGGAGGUCCAGUUGGAACUGAACAUGUACUUGAAACUGAAAGCUUAGGACUUGAAGGUGAACGGCAUAUUGAUUUGAAAAAAUGUGGAACUUUAGGUGGGGACAGAAUGCAGCUGGAUGAUGAAACCCAUGUGCAUGAAACUUAUGAGCAUGUUCGAACUUGUCCAGAAACUACACAUAAUUGUCAAUCAAAUUGUCGUAUGGAGUAUAAAAAGUCCAUGGAGAACGCAGAAGGAUGUACAAUCAAGACAGCAGACCUUUUAGCUUCUGAAGUUAUCGGGAGUAGGGCUUGCAGCACCGCUCCUACUGUCCAUGGAGAUAAUGGAUCUCCAAAAAUUGGGGAAAAUGAUGAAGGUGUGCAUGACUCCGGUGGUCUGGUAGCUGAAAUUGAAAGUACACCAUCUUCUGAGGCUGCUGCUGCCAGAGGGAAUCAUGAGCAUGGAGCACUAAGUGAGAUGAUUGGAAUAGUUGCUCCUGAUUUAAGACAGCAAUUUGUCGGUGCCACGCAGGAGUUUGAUCAACAGAGGAAAAACCAGGGCUCUACUUCAGACUCAGAUACUGAGGAUUGUGUUGAAAGUGAUGAUGAUAAUGUAGUAAAAACCGUAAUUUCAAUUUCUGAUGAGGAAAUAGAGGCUAGCAAAGAAGCUGAUGAUGGUCAACAGAAUGAUGAUCCAAUGGAUGAGGAUGAGGAAGCUACUCAAGAAGACUCUGUUGCAUGGCAUUAGCAGGCAUGUGUUGAUAUUUACAGAACCUGUUUUUUUGUUUUUUUUUUUUUGGUAGAAGAACCUGUUUGUUUUUAUCACUAAGCUUUUUAUCCUGCAAAUUAGAAGCUAGUUUCUUCUUGCCCCAAAUCUCAAUUCUGGGUUUUUGAUAACACACACACACACACACACACACACAAUCUCAAUUCUGGGUUUUUGAUAACACACACACACACACACACACACACAAUCUCAAUUCUGGGUUUUUGAUAACACACACACACACACACAUAUAUAUUUCGUUUUCUUCUUGGGGUUUCCAGAUCCACAUGUAUUCAACAUGAGAGGAGGGUCGUUCUGCCUUUCCCCACGAAUCACACAUGGACAAUCUUGCCAAUAUUUUGAUGGCUUUAUGUUGCUCAAAUAUUGAUCAACGUAAAUGGCAAAUGCAGUGAAUUAUGAGAACAGAAACGUUUGAUUUGCAACCAAAGCAAAUGCCCAAGCAAUAUUACUUUUUCUCUUCAUAUGGGUAUUGAAUGCAACUCAACCGUCCCUUCAAAAUGGCCACAAGUAGAAACGGGCAAGUUGGUAAGUGCUACUUAUCUUAUAACCUCAGGUUUUUAGUUGUCAUAAUUAUAAUAGAAGAAAUAAGAAAGGGAGCCAUAGACCAGCAUUAAGGACAUUUUACACCCAAUAAGAGAAGUUGAAGAUCAGGGAAGUUUGUAGAUUUCUAACCUGGAUGUAGAGACGGUGGUGCUCUGGACCACACAGUGGACGUUGAGAGGCACUCUCCAGAAGCAAUCAUUCAUCCUUAUCAACAUUGCAUCGUGCAUGUGAGUCUCUCAGUAUUAUUUCUCAGUUUGGCUUAAUAUUCCUGGCAAAAAAAUAAGUGUAGGGAAAGAAAAUGAAAUCCAAACAUGGGGAAAGUAGAUGAUAUGCUAGGAAUGUAUAUAGGGCGUUUCAUAUUAUUGUUGACUACCUCAACCUAUCCCAAAUUAUGGAAUGAGUACUUGGUUGA
Molecule: messenger RNA, 2175 nt
Organism: Rubroshorea leprosula
Lineage: Eukaryota; Viridiplantae; Streptophyta; Magnoliopsida; Malvales; Dipterocarpaceae
Source: the annotation of a GenBank genome assembly